AAGGCAUUGUGUUUGAAUAUUUCUGUGUUUGAGUGAAAAUGGGGAGAUUCCAUAAAUAUGUUGGGGUGCUUGCUUUGGUGUUGGCAUUUGUUAUAGGAAUAGCAGAAUGCCGCUCAAGAUUAACAAAUGAAAAGUCAGUGGAGAACUUUGGAGAAGGUGAUGGUUUGGGUGGUGGGUUCGGAGGUGGUGCUGGUGGUGGUGGCGGAGCAGGAGGAGGAAUCGGUGGAGGUGAUGGCGGUGGCUUUGGAGGAGGUAAAGGAGGUGGCAUAGGAGGAGGUAUAGGACAUGGUGGUGGAGUAGGAGGAGGCGUUGGAGGUGGACAUGGCGGAGGGAUAGGAGGUGGUCAUGGUGGUGGAAUUGGCGGAGGCGGUGGAGCUGGAGGUGGUGCAGGUGGAGGCAUUGGAGGUGGACAUGGUGGUGGUGCAGGCGGAGGGAUAGGAGGUGGUCAUGGUGGUGGAAUUGGCGGAGGCGGUGGAGCUGGAGGUGGUGCAGGUGGAGGCAUUGGAGGUGGACAUGGUGGUGGUGCAGGCGGAGGGAUAGGAGGUGGUCAUGGUGGUGGAAUUGGCGGAGGUGGUGGAGCUGGAGGUGGCGCAGGUGGAGGCUUUGGAGGUGGUAAAGGUGGUGGGAUAGGAGGUGGUCAUGGCGGCGGUGUGGGAGGUGGAGCAGGUGGUGGUGCAGGCGGAGGAAUCGGAGGUGGUCAUGGUGGUGGUGUGGGAGGAGGAGUUGGUGGAGGUGGUGGAGCAGGUGGUGGUGUGGGAGGUGGACAUGGUGGCGGUGUAGGAGGAGGAGUUGGUGGUGGCGGCGGUGCAGGAGGUGGCCUUGGAGGAGGAGCUGGUGCAGGUGGUGGUGCAGGUGGAGGCUUUGGAGGAGGCAAAGGUGGAGGAGGAGGACUUGGUGGCGGCGGCGGUGCAGGAGGUGGAGCUGGCGGAGGCUUCGGAGGUGGUGCCGGUGGUGGCGGAGGAGUCGGUGGUGGCUUCUAG
Molecule: messenger RNA, 980 nt
Organism: Neltuma alba
Lineage: Eukaryota; Viridiplantae; Streptophyta; Magnoliopsida; Fabales; Fabaceae
Product: glycine-rich cell wall structural protein-like
Exons: 2
Coding region: 39-980 (313 amino acids)
Source: RefSeq, a predicted model, not a curated record